UUAUCGUUGAUUAAGCAUUUUUCAACUUCACUUGACUUCAUAUAUUAAUAUUAUUUUUUAACAGUAAAUUAUAAAUUGUGUGUUUAUUUGUUAAUGAUUUGAGUGCCUCAAUUUACAGCAAUUAUGAGUGAACUGAAAACUGUAGGUAUAGUAGGUUUUGGUCGUUUAGGUCAAUAUCUGGUAAAUGAGUUACUGACUAACGGUGCCAAAUGGGGACUUAAAUUAGGAUUUGUAUGGAACCGGACCGCCAGUCAGCAACUGUACGACAGUUGUGGUGAUAGUAAUCUAGUGUUGGAAGAGUUGUCACAAUUUGAUAGAUAUGCUGUCGAUUUGAUUGUCGAAGUGUCGCAUCCAGUGGUGAUCCAAGAGUUUGGCACCAAAUUUGUUAAUCAUUGCGAUCUUAUGAUCGGAUCUCCUUCUUGUUUAGCGGACAAACAUCUGGAGGAAAGCCUUUUGUUGGCAUCCAAUAAAUCUAACCGCACUGUAUUCAUACCCAGCGGUGCUCUAUGGGGCGGUAAUGAUAUACGAAAGAUGUCCACCAGAAACACAUUAAAAGGAUUAUCCAUAACAAUGCACUUUCAUCCGGAUAGCCUCAAACUGGAUGGGGAGCUCAAGAGCCUAAACGAUUCAAUAUUAGACAAACCGAUUACACUUUAUAAAGGACCAGUUAGACAGGUAUGCAGUUUAGCGCCCAAUAAUGUCAAUACUAUGGCUGCAGCAGCUAUUGCUGGCUAUACGCUUGGAUUUGACGGCACUGUCGGUUGCCUUAUAGCUGACCCAAAUUUAAAAGAUUAUCAUAAAAUUGAGAUCGAAGUGACGGGACCUUCAAAUGUGGCCAACAAUUGCCGGUUCAGUGUUAGCACAACCCGAUUAAGUCCAUCAAUGGGUAACAGUGCCGUCACAUCAAUGGCAACGUUUGCAUCGUUUCUCAGCAGUCUAUUAAAUGCCAACAAACAUAUGGGAAAGGGAUUUCAACUUUGCUAACAAUAUAUAUAUAUAUAUAUAUAUAUAUUCAAUG
Oppia nitens is the source of this 1018-nucleotide messenger RNA. RefSeq names its product aspartate dehydrogenase domain-containing protein-like. The transcript is spliced from 9 exons. Gene Ontology annotation, molecular function: NADP binding; L-aspartate dehydrogenase [NAD(P)+] activity. Bases 124 to 984 code for a protein of 286 amino acids. NCBI's taxonomy places the organism in Eukaryota, Metazoa, Arthropoda, Arachnida, Sarcoptiformes, Oppiidae. The record is from RefSeq and is a predicted model, not a curated record. Gene Ontology annotation, biological process: NAD+ biosynthetic process.